Messenger RNA from Penaeus monodon (black tiger shrimp), 1527 nucleotides. It is a transcript of the gene RtGEF, whose product is annotated as rho guanine nucleotide exchange factor 7-like. The record is from RefSeq and is a predicted model, not a curated record. Gene Ontology annotation, molecular function: protein binding; guanyl-nucleotide exchange factor activity. Lineage: Eukaryota; Metazoa; Arthropoda; Malacostraca; Decapoda; Penaeidae.
GUUAUCAGAAGCUGAAUACAAGCAGUUGGUGGGAAAUUUAGAAGAGAUUAUUGCAACACACACAAAUUUGGUCACUUGCCUUGAGGAGCAGAGUGAGAGGCCUUCAAGAGACCAGCGCAUUGGAGGAGCCUUCCUUACCAUGGCUCCACAGCUGCAAGGGGUGCACAAGACAUACUGCACCAACCAUCCACGUGCUGUUUGCAUACUCGAAAAAUACAAAGAUGAACUAAACAGUUUUAUGGAAUGUCAAGGUGCAUUCAAGCCAGGAAUCAUGGUAUUGACAACUGCACUGAGUAAGCCCUUCAGACGGUUAGACAAGUAUGCUGGGAUGCUGCAGGAGUAUGAACGGCACCUAGACGAAGGGCAUCCUGAUAGAGGAGACACCCAGAGAUCAUCCCAUGUUUACAAGGAGUUGGCGUCCACUUGUGGGGCUAUUAGACGGCAGAAGGAGCUGGAGCUGGAAGUGGUCACUGGGAGGGUCCACGGAUGGGAGGGUGGCGACUCCCUAGGGACUCUAGGGGAAGUAGUAAGGAUGGGGUCGGUUGCUCUCCUGCCAGACCACCGUGAUCGAUACUUAGUGCUGUUUCCAGCAACACUUGUUAUGUUGUCUGUCUCACCGAGAAUGAGUGCCUUUAUCUUUGAGGGAAAUUAUCCAUUAAGCAGUAUCCAAGUCACCAAACUGGAAGAUGGAGAGCAUUACAAAAAUGCCUUUGAGGUCUCAGGUCCAAUAGCAGACCGGAUUGUUGCUGUCUGCCAGACCAAGGAAGACCAACACCUCUGGGUUGAUACCCUCACCCAACAGUGCCGUAUGGCUAGAGCCUCCAACUUCACCCCUCACAAAUCCUCGCUAACCUCUCCCCCUGUACCCCCAGCUCAUAGCACAUCCUUAGUGCCACGUCAGUCCAGUGUGACUAGCAUCACAAGUAACACCGAAUCACCUUCAAGGAUGCAGCGCUGUGCAGGGGGAAAGGUUUGGAGCAUGUCUUGUCUUCGGCCAUCUCCACCCUUACGUCCUGGACUUUCACCUCGUGAUGACAAAAGAAGCCAACGGCAUACAAAACGGAAAGAUGACAAGUGGCAUGAAGAUGAUGCAUUAAUUCUACGAGUUAUAGAAGCUUAUUGUACCAGUGCCAAAACCCGCUAUACAGUUAACUCAACUUUGCUGGAUAGUCCUCAGGUCUUGAUAGCCGAGGAAGAAAAGAUUAUCGUUGAAGAGACUCAUGGUAACCAGGUUGUUAUGGAGGAAAAGAGCCUUGUUGACACAGUAUAUGCUCUGAAGGAUCAAGUAGCAGCUCUCUUGCGUGAUUAUCAGGCUCUGAAGAAGGCCUUUGAGCUGGAACAACAGUCUUCAAGAAACCUCCGGAACAUCUUGAAACAACAUGUCCUUCUAGGCAGAGAUGAUAUUAAGUGGGAUAUUGAAGCUUGAUUAUUAUUUUCCUAUAUUGUAUUUAGGAUCACAAAGAUUAUUUUGCUGAUUAUUACUGUUUAGUUGUUUUUUAUGUCAUAUUUAUGUGGGUAAUUCUGUCA